Molecule: messenger RNA, 330 nt
Organism: Malassezia sympodialis ATCC 42132
Lineage: Eukaryota; Fungi; Basidiomycota; Malasseziomycetes; Malasseziales; Malasseziaceae
Gene: UBC1
Product: Ubiquitin-conjugating enzyme
Molecular function (GO): protein binding
Source: RefSeq, a predicted model, not a curated record
AUGUCUCUGCGCUCACUCCUGUGUUCGCCUGAGCCGAAUGAUCCCCAAGACGCCGAAGUGGCUAAACACUACACGAGCGAUUUUGAAGGCUACGAGAAGACGGCCAGGUACUGGACGGAACUCUAUGCUAGCCGGAAUCCCAGUGAACUGAAACAAAAGGAUGAAGUGCAGCUCGCGGGUCUCGAAAAUGAGCAUGUCGACAAGUUUUGUCGUAUGGGCUUCAGCAAAGACAAGGUCAUUGCAACUUUGCGGCGCCUCAACUACCGCGGCGAGAAUGUCCACAAGAUUCCCGACGAGCAGGUCACGACAAUGCUAACGCACCCUGUAUGA